Molecule: messenger RNA, 1113 nt
Organism: Aspergillus candidus
Lineage: Eukaryota; Fungi; Ascomycota; Eurotiomycetes; Eurotiales; Aspergillaceae
Product: PhzF family phenazine biosynthesis protein
Exons: 1
Coding region: 89-1081 (330 amino acids)
Biological process (GO): biosynthetic process
Cellular component (GO): cytoplasm
Molecular function (GO): isomerase activity
Source: RefSeq, a predicted model, not a curated record
GCUAUUCAUACCUACUACAACUCACCCCCGUAUUUACUCCUUGGACUUCGCAUCAAUAUCAAAAUAUAGCUCAAAAGCCACCCUCAAUAUGGCCAACCACAUCCGCUUCGUCACCCUGGACGUCUUCACCUCCCAGGCCUAUUCAGGCAAUCCACUAGGAGUGGUGUUUCUAUCGGACGAGAACAACUCCCAUAUUCCAGCUUUGACUCAACGCCAAAAGCAAACCAUCGCUCGGGAGUUCAAUUUGUCCGAGACGAUCUUCGUGUACCCUGGAGAAGGCGAGACACGCACCAUCGACAUCUUCACCACAGACAUGGAGCUCCCAUUUGCCGGCCACCCCACCAUCGGGGCUGCCUCGUGGUUCCUGUCACUGGGGGAGACGAGCCAGACGAGCCCGGUGACUCGACUGAUCACCAAGUCCGGGGAGAUUCCCAUCGCACUGCAGCAGUCGGGUCCCUCUAGGGGAGGGGGCGUGGUGGCUAAGAUCGCACACAAUGUGCAUCUCCACUCGACGAAGUUCCCACUGCGGGAACUCCUGCGCCUGCAUCCUACGCUGUCGCCUUUCUUCCCUGCUGCUGCGGAAGGCUCCGAGGCCGUGUCGUUCCCUGUGUUCUCCAUUGUCAACGGCAUGACGCAGAUCCACGUGCAGUUGCCCUCUCUCGAAGCCCUGGCUGCGGUGACGACUUCCGCGGGAGGCGAGCUGGUAGCUGCGGAUAGUGGCUACCUGGAUGAGGAGUGGGCCAAUGGUCUCGCUUUGGUCUACUUCUAUGUGCGGGACGUCGAGAACUCCGAGACUGGCGCCAGCGUUAUCCGGACUAGGUCAAUCGUGGGGAAUCUCGAAGACCCGGCUACGGGGAGUGCGGCCAGUGGACUGGCUGCCUAUCUGACUUUGAUGGGUGGUCAAAAGGGACCUCAUAGGUAUGAUAUUGUCCAAGGGGUGGAGAUGGAUCGCCGCAGUGUCAUUGGGGUUGGGGUCACCGUGAAUGAACAGGGCUUGAUAGACACUGUGGAGCUCAAGGGGUCGGCAGUGAAGGUGUCUGAGGGGAGUAUCUUGGUUCCCAGGCGUGAUGUGAGUGAAUGACUGGGAUUACAGUGAUAUCAGUUGUUGUGUUC